Messenger RNA from Pseudovirgaria hyperparasitica, 1245 nucleotides. RefSeq lists its product as uncharacterized. NCBI's taxonomy places the organism in Eukaryota, Fungi, Ascomycota, Dothideomycetes, Acrospermales, Acrospermaceae. The transcript is spliced from 6 exons. Bases 223 to 1143 code for a protein of 306 amino acids. The record is from RefSeq and is a predicted model, not a curated record.
UCUCUUUUCGAAAUCCGCAUCCCGGCUCUCUUAUAUCUUAGCUUUGCCGUCGUCUACUUUUUCUGUAAUCAGGAAUACAUUUAACUUCUCUCUCUCUCCCUCCUAUUCAUCUCCCCGUCGACAACGACCCCGUCAACAGGAUACCUUAAUCGUCUUCACCUCUGUUACAAACGAACAUACUCAAACAGUACCCUUAACUUCUCUGUCCUCGGCUUCGUGGCCAUGAAGCUGCUGCAAUGCCUCUCCGUGCUGGCUUCCUCUGCCUUGCUGGCUCGUUCCGUCUUGGCCUCGCCGGCAGCUUCACCUCGACUGCCAGAUACAAAAAAUACACAAGCUACCGCAUCGAAGCGUGAGGAGAAUCAGGAAAAUGAAAAAAAGGAGGACAAGCCGUCUGAUCCGAGAUACUUUCAUGAGCCGGGUGGUAACAUGUAUCUGAACCAUUACGACCAUAUGAUGCGCUCAUACCUCAUCUUCUUCCACGAAAAGAAUCUAGAGACCUGGAUAGCCCAUGGCUCGCUCCUCGGCUGGUGGUGGAAUGGCAAGAUGCUGCCGUGGGACUGGGACAUCGACACCCAGGUGCCCGACCAAACCCUCUACUACCUCGGCGAGAACUACAACCAAACCACAUACCAGUACCGAGCCGCCGGCGAGGCCAAGAUCCGCAACUACCUCAUCGACGUCAACCCACACUUCCGCGAGCGCGAACACGGCGACGGCGCAAACUUCAUCGACGCCCGCUGGAUCGACAUGGACAACGGCCUCUACAUCGACAUCACCGGGCUGUCCGAGCUGGACCCCGCGACCAAGCCCGGCGUCUGGUCCUGCAAGAACUUUCACGAUUAUCGCACCGCGGACAUUUAUCCGCUGCGUGACACCUUUUUCGAGGGUGUGCCGGCUCGGAUUCCGUAUGCGUAUGACAAGGUGCUCUUGGAUGAGUAUCACGAGAAGGCGCUUGUGGUGACGGACUUUGAGGGUCAUCGCUGGGAUGCCACGCGACGGGAAUGGCUCAGAGUCCAGGACCAAGCCGUCACACCACGCCACGACGGUCCCCAUCUCGGGUCCAAGGCCUUGCGCCGACGCGCAGCGCCCGAGCAGCAGCAGCAGCAGCAGCAGCAGCACUCGCCCGCAGAGAAAGCAACCUGAACACACCGUCUACUAGCAGUCUUCCACUAACACUCGCGCUACAGUUCCCCGCCCGCCAACCUACUCCCAGCCCUACCCGGCGGACGGCCCAAGACAGACGUA